This is a messenger RNA of Salvelinus fontinalis (brook trout), 2115 nucleotides long. RefSeq names its product mucin-5AC-like. Lineage: Eukaryota; Metazoa; Chordata; Actinopteri; Salmoniformes; Salmonidae. The coding region runs from base 1 to 2115 and encodes 704 amino acids. The record is from RefSeq and is a predicted model, not a curated record. The transcript has 13 exons.
AUGCAGCUCCUACUACAGCAACUCACCUACGAACACAUCCCCUUCGACAACUGCAGCUCCUACGACAACAACUGCAGCUCCUACAACGCCAAUCACAACUGCAGUACCUACGAACACAUCCCCUUCGACAACUGCAGCUCCUACGACAACAACUGCAGCUCCUACAACGCCAAUCACAACUGCAGUACCUACGAACACAUCCCCUUCGACAACUGCAGCUCCUACGACAACAACUGCAGCUCCUACAACGCCAAUCACAACUGCAGCACCUACGAACACAUCCCCUUCGACAACUGCAGCUCCUACGACAACAACUGCAGCUCCUACAACGCCAAUCACAACUGCAGCUCCUACUACAACAACAGUAACUCCUACAACACCAAUCACAACUGCAGCUACAACUACCAUUUUAACUCCUGCGACAACAACAUCUGCAGCUCCUACUACAACAACUCAGCCCCUACUGUGACCAGAAAUGAAGAUCCUUCUACAAUAACCACAACAACAUCCCCUACGACAACUGCAGCUUCUACUACAACCACUGUAGCUCCUACGGCCACAACAACUACAGCAGUUCCUACAACAACAACUGAAGCUGCUUCCACAAGCACUACAGCAACCCUUACUGCAACCACAACUGAAGCUUCUUCUACAACAACAAUAGCACCUACAACAUCCCCUUCGACAAGUGCAGCUCCUACUACAACCACCGUAGCUCCUACGGCCACUACAACUACAACUGAAGCUGCUUCCACAAGCACUACUGCAGCCCCUACUGCAAUCAUGACUGAAGCUUCUUCUACAACAACUAUAGUACCUACGAACACAUCCCCAUCGACAACUGCAGCUCCUACAACGCCAAUCACAACUGCAGGUACAACUACCAUUUUAACUCAUACGACAACCACAACUGCAGCUCCUACUACAACAACUGAAGCUGCUUCCACAAGCACUACAGCAACCCUUACUGCAACCACAACUGAAGCUUCUUCUACAACAACAGCAGCUCCUACAACAUCCCCUUCGACAACUGCAGCUCCUACUACAACCACCAUAGCUCCUACGGCCACUACAACUACAGCAGCUCCUACAACUACAACUGAAGCUGUUUCCACAAGCACUACUAUAGCCCCUACUGCAAUCAUGACUGAAGCUUCUUCUACAACAACCAUAGUACCUACGAACACAUCUCCUUCGACAACUGCAGCUCCUACGACAACAACUACAGCUCCUACAACGCCAAUCACAACUGCAGGUACAACUACCAUUUUAACUCAUACGACAACCACAACUGCAGCUCCUACUACAACAACUGAAGCUGCUUCCACAAGCACUACAGCAACCCUUACUGCAACCACAACUGAAGCUUCUUCUACAACAACAAUAGCACCUACAACAUCCCCUUUGACAACACCUACGAACACAUCCCCUUCGACAACUGCAGCUCCUACGACAACAACUGCAGCACCUACAACGCCAAUCACAACUGCAGCUCCUACGGCCACUACAACUGCAGUAGCUCCUACAACAACAACUGUAGCUGCUUACACAGCCACUACUGCAAUCCCUACUGCAACCACAACUGAAGCUUCUUCCACCACCACAGCUGCAGCCGCUACUGCAACCACAACUGAAGCUUCUUCUACAACAACUAUAGAACCUACGACAACCACAUCUCUUUCGACAACUGCAGCUCCUACAACAACAAAACUCCUACGGCCACAACAACUACAGCAGUUCCUACAACAACAACUGAAGCUACUUCCACAAGCACUACAGCAACCCUUACUCACCUACGAACACAUCCCCUUCGACAACUGCAGCUCCUACGACAACAACUGCAGCUCCUUCAACGCCAAUCACAACUGCAGUACCUACGAACACAUCCCCUUCGACAACUGCAGCUCUUACGACAACAACUGCAGCACCUACAACGCCAAUCAAAACUGCAGCUUCUACAACAACAAAAGUAACUCCUACAACGCCAAUCACAACUGCAGCCACUACUGCAACCACAAGUGGAGCUUCUUCUACAACAACUAUAGCACCUAUGACAACCACAACAACUUCCCCUUCAACAACUGUAGCUCCUACUACAACAACUGCAGCUCCUAA